Boleophthalmus pectinirostris (great blue-spotted mudskipper) is the source of this 954-nucleotide messenger RNA. It is a transcript of the gene mc4r, whose product is annotated as melanocortin 4 receptor. The coding region runs from base 1 to 954 and encodes 317 amino acids. Gene Ontology annotation, biological process: G protein-coupled receptor signaling pathway. NCBI's taxonomy places the organism in Eukaryota, Metazoa, Chordata, Actinopteri, Gobiiformes, Gobiidae. The transcript has a single exon. Gene Ontology annotation, molecular function: melanocyte-stimulating hormone receptor activity. Gene Ontology annotation, cellular component: membrane. The record is from RefSeq and is a predicted model, not a curated record.
AUGCCGAGCGGCUACGCGAGCAACGGCAGCCAGGCGGGCAUACCUUUGGACAAGAACUUACCGGACGACAAGGACUCUUCGGCGGGAUGCUACGAACAGCUGCUCAUCUCCACCGAGGUUUUCCUGACCCUGGGAAUCAUCAGCCUGCUCGAGAACAUUCUAGUCGUCGCAGCGAUCAUCAAAAACAAAAACCUGCACUCGCCGAUGUACUUUUUCAUUUGCAGCUUGGCCGUGGCGGACAUGCUCGUCAGCGUGUCCAACGCUUCGGAGACGAUCGUGAUUGCGCUGAUAAACGGCGGCACCGUCACGAUCCCGGGGACGCUCAUACGGAGCAUGGACAACGUUUUCGACUCGCUCAUUUGCAGUUCACUUUUAGCGUCGAUUUGUAGCCUUCUCGCCAUCGCCGUCGACCGCUACAUUACGAUUUUUUACGCGCUGCGGUACCACAACAUCGUGACGAUUCGCCGCGCCAUGCUGGUGAUUACCGUGAUCUGGACGGUGUGUACGAUUUCCGGGAUUUUGUUUAUCAUCUAUUCCGAAAGCACGACGGUUCUCAUUUGCCUCAUCACGAUGUUUUUCACGAUGCUGGUGCUCAUGGCGUCGCUGUACGUGCACAUGUUUUUGUUGGCGCGGCUGCACAUGAAGCGGAUCGCGGCGCUCCCGGGAAACGCGCCGAUCCAGCAGCGCGCCAACAUGAAGGGGGCGAUCACGUUGACGAUUCUGCUGGGCGUUUUCGUCGUGUGCUGGGCGCCGUUUUUCCUCCACCUCAUCCUGAUGAUUACGUGCCCGCGGAACCCGUACUGCACGUGCUUCAUGUCGCACUUCAACAUGUACCUCAUCCUCAUCAUGUGCAACUCCGUGAUCGAUCCCAUCAUCUACGCUUUCCGGAGUCAAGAAAUGCGGAAAACGUUCAAGGAGAUCUUCUGCUGCUCCCACGCUUUUCUCUGCAUUUAA